AUUUGUAUAAUAUGGCUAGCAAAAAGGCCAGCCGGGGCUUCCAUGCCCUUGAUUUUAGUAAGACUUUUAGGUCAAAUUAGCAUUUUUUAUAGUACAAACGUUGCUAUAUUUCUAACAUGAACAAACCAACCAUCAAAAUAGGUGGGGGUGUGUGUGAAAAACCCAAUCCAAUUGCUUGAGAAAACACAGGCUGUUCUUGUGUGUGAUAAUAGUGUAUAUAAAGGGAGUCCAUAACAGUGGCAACCAUAUCCUCGUCAGAUCCGUCCUUUGUGUUUGGGUCCCACAGUCUUCGACUCCAAAGGUGCUUCUUUUUUUGCUUCUCAUUUUCUCCAUCGAAAAAGAAAAAGAAAAGAAGGAAGAAGAAGAAGAAGAAGAAGAAGAAGAAAAGGGUCAAUUGUUUACCAUCACUCUCAUCAAAAAGUUAUAGAUUUAACCGUUUUAGUGUCACUCCCAUCAAUCGAGACUUUUUGUGAGGUUUCAGUAUUUCCACGACUUGAUUGAGUGUGGUGGACUCAGAGAAAACAGCUCGAGGGUCUGAAACCUUUUCAAAAUUUCUGAAAAGGUUGCUAAAGUUAGUUUUGUUGAUUGUAGAGCGUACUCAGAGAUUUGGGUUGUUCAUGGUUACAGAUUCUUUGGCUUAUAAUUCAUUUUUGAGAAAGUGGGUUGGCUUGAUUUGAUGAAAAAAGAUGGAAUCUUUGAGACUAAAUUCAUGAUUUGGCAGCAAAGAUGCUUCUCGUAUAGUGAAUGCAUGGGAUUUCAUGUCUCGCAGAAGAGAAUGGUCUUAUGAAUAUGGAUCUCAGAGAAGACAGCGCGAGGUUUGGGUCAUUACCCAGCACGACUUUGAGAAAUUUGUCGUCUUCUUCGUCUGCAUUCUUUUCGGCAAAUCAGUCACCCUUCUUCUCUCCAAGAUCACCAAAGUGUCAACAAUUGACACGUGCCGAUAUUCCAUGUGACAAAAUUAACACAAGCAUUAAUCCCCUAAAUUCCGCUUCAGGAUAUCCAGGCCUCGAAUCUCUGACAAAUGUCAAAUUCACAUUGUCAGAUGUUUCACAUGCCCCUGCGGCCAGUACUUCAAGCGAAUUUCAUACGUUUGAUCAAGCUUCUUUCUCCACUAACAUCUCUAAUUGCACUCUAUAUAGUUGUAGUAAUGGCCGUGGCAAUGAAUACUUGAGGCACAGAGAAAAGCAGAAAAAACCUGGGAGAAGCCACGGAACCUCAUUUACUCCUAGUUCAACUUCACUUUCCUCUAGCAGACUGAGGAGCUGCGAUGUGUACAUAGGCUUCCAUGGUCGCAAACCUUUGUUGCUAAGAUUUACUAAUUGGCUUCAAACAGAGUUGGAAGUUCAAGGGGUGAGUUGCUUUGUAACAGACAGAGCUCGUUGUCGGAACUCUCGAAAACAUGAAAUUGUUGAGAGGGCUAUGGAUGCUGCCACAUUUGGAGUUGUUAUCUUAACCAAAAAGUCCUUCAGGAAUCCAUAUUCCAUUGAGGAGCUGCGGUUCUUCUCAAGCAAGAAGAAUUUGGUUCCAAUAUACUUUGAUUUGGGUCGAGACGAUUGCCUUGUCAGGGAUAUAGUCGAGAGAAGGGGGGAACUUUGGGAAAAGAAUGGGGGAGAACUCUGGCUUCUAUAUGGAGGGUUGGAGAAGGAAUGGAAAGAUGCAGUUAGUAUCCUCUCUCGCGUUGAUGAUUGGAAACUGGAAGCUCAUGAUGGUAGGUGGAGAGAUUGCAUAUUGAGGGCUGUCACCCUUUUGGCAUUGAGGUUGGGGAGGAGAAGUGUUGUGGAUAGAUUGACAAAAUGGAGGGAGGAGGUGGAGAAAGAUGAAUUUCCUUUCCCUCGAAAUGAGAAUUUUGUCGGUAGGAAGAAGGAAUUAUCUGAGCUGGAAUUUAUGCUUUUUGGUGAUGUUAGUGGAGAAGCAGAAAGAGAUUAUUUUGAACUCAAGGCCAGACCCAGGCGUAAGAACUUGACGAUUGGUUGGGGUAGGAGCAGUUCAGUAGAUGAAAGACGAAGGGAACGGCAGAUGGAGAGUGGCAAGAGGAAGGGAAAAGAACCUGUUGUGUGGAAGGAGUCUGAAAAGGAGAUUGAGAUGCAAAGCACUGUAUUUCCGCAGACACAGCACCAGGCAUUAAAGAUAAAGAGUGGUGGUAGGCAUGGAAGGAGAAGAAGAUCUAUGAAAAUUGUGUACGGCAAGGGGAUUGGUUGCAUUUCGGGAGAGUCAGGUAUUGGCAAAACAGAGCUGCUUCUCGAGUUUGCAUACAGAUUCCACCAGAGAUAUAAGAUGGUCUUAUGGGUAGGAGGGGAAAGCAGAUAUAUUCGCCAGAAUUAUUUGAACCUCUGGUCAUUCUUGGAGGUUGAUGUUGGAGUUGAGAGUGGCCUGGAGAAAAGCAGGAUAAAGAGCUUUGAAGAGCUGGAAGAGGCAGCCAUAGCUAAAGUGCGGAAGGAGCUUAUGAGAAACGUUCCAUUUUUGGUGGUCAUAGAUAAUUUAGAGACUGAAAAGGACUGGUGGGAUCAUAAACUCGUAAUGGAUCUACUUCCCCGAUUUGGCGGAGAAACCCACUUUAUUAUAUCAACACGCCUCUCUCGUGUAAUGAAUUUGGAGCCUUUAAAGCUUUCUUACCUAUCAGGGGUAGAGGCGAUGUCUUUAAUGCAGGGAAGUAUCAGAGACUACCCAAUUGUGGAAAUUGAUGCUCUCCGGGUUAUCGAGGAGAAACUUGGAAGGCUAACCCUAGGCCUUGCUAUUGUAGGAGCAAUUUUAUCUGAGCUUCCCAUAAAUCCAAGUAGGCUCUUGGAUACCAUUAACCGAAUGCCUUCGAGGGACUUAACAGGGAGUGGUAGGGAAUGUCAUUUACUGAGGAGAAAUAACUUCCUUCUGCAACUCUUUGAAGUUUGUUUCUCAAUAUUUGACCAUGCGGAUGGACCUAGGAGUUUAGCAAGCAGAAUGGUUCAGGCAACUGGUUGGUUUGCACCUGCACCAAUUCCAAUCUCACUAUUAGCUCUGGCUGCUCACAAGUUACCCGUGAAGCACAAACGUACUCGGUUAUGGCAAAAGAUUUUGCGUUCCCUAACUUGUGGAUUUACGUCAUCAUAUAAUAGGAAAUCAGAAGCAGAAGCAUCUUUAAUGUUGGUAAGAUUUAAUAUUGCAAGAAGUUGUACAAAGGAAGGUCAUAUCCAGUUCUGUGAGCUCAUCAAACUCUAUGCCCGAAAGAGAGGAGCCACUGGAGUUGCACGAGCCAUGGUUCAAGCUGUCAUUAGUCGGGGGUCUGUUUCCCAGCAUUCAGAACAUACAUGGGCAGCAUGUUUCUUGCUGUUUGGAUUUGGAAAUGACCCUGUAGUUGUUGAGGUGAAGGUGUCAGAACUGUUAUUUCUUGUCAAAGAAGCGAUUUUACCGCUCGCAAUCAGGACAUUUGUUACAUUCUCAAGGUGCAGUGCUGCUCUAGAACUCCUUCGCCUAUGUACUGAUGCAUUGGAAGCAGCAGAUCAGGCAUUUGUCACCCCAGUUGAGAAGUGGUUGGAUAAAUCACUUUGCUGGAAACCCAUCCAGACAAAUGCCCAGUUGAAUCCUUGCCUCUGGCAGGAGCUAGCACUAUCAAGAGCCACUUUGCUGGAAACUAGGGCUAAGCUAAUGUUAAGGGGGGGACAGUUCGACAUUGGGGAUGAUCUAAUUAGGAAGGCUAUUUUCAUAAGAACUUCCAUCUCCGGAGAGGAUCAUCCAGACACCAUAUCUGCUCGCAAAACUCUGAGCAAGCUCACAAGACUUCUCGCCAAUGUUCAAAUUCAUACUUCACCAUAGAUUCUAAAUUUCUUGUAAGCAGAGAUUACAUUAGAAUUAUACAAAGGUCUGAAUAAAACUGCAUUCAGAAAAUUCUUUUGUUCCGUUUUGAUAUUAGUGGGAUAUCCUUCCAUAUUUCAAUGUUUAUGUUUGCUAUUAUAAUGUGAA
This is a messenger RNA of Cornus florida, 3933 nucleotides long. RefSeq lists its product as uncharacterized. The transcript is spliced from 3 exons. The record is from RefSeq and is a predicted model, not a curated record. The coding region runs from base 745 to 3786 and encodes 1013 amino acids. Lineage: Eukaryota; Viridiplantae; Streptophyta; Magnoliopsida; Cornales; Cornaceae. Gene Ontology annotation, biological process: signal transduction; recombinational repair.